This is a messenger RNA of Gracilinanus agilis (Agile Gracile Mouse Opossum), 734 nucleotides long. Its product is annotated as supervillin-like. The record is from RefSeq and is a predicted model, not a curated record. Bases 1 to 690 code for a protein of 229 amino acids. The transcript has a single exon. NCBI's taxonomy places the organism in Eukaryota, Metazoa, Chordata, Mammalia, Didelphimorphia, Didelphidae.
AUGUAUAAUCUUAUAGGUCGAUCCAAUGAAGAAGAGGAAACUUCAGACUCUUCUGUAGAAAAACAACCUCGAUCCCGAUAUUGCAUUGAAACCACAGUCCUCAAUACAGAGUCAUCCUACAGCCCAGUGACCAUGGACACACAGGGACUGGACUCCAAAGCCGAGAGAAUAGCAAGAUAUAAGGCUGAAAGGAGGCGACAGCUUGCUGAAAAAUACGGGCUAACCCUGGAUUCGGAUGCAGACUCCGAAUAUUUAUCACGUUAUACUAAGACCAGGAAAGAUCAUGACAUUGAAAAGAGGGGAAGCAAAAUUGAGAAACAGGAAGAAGAUAACAAAGAUUUGACUUACCAUUCUAAGAUUGAGACUGCAGAGCCCAGGAGCACCAUUCCUGAGUCCAAGGACUAUACCUUUCACGGGAAUGAUGGAGUUCUCGAUAAGGAGGCUCUGUUGAAUAUGGAAAACCAUAGAAGAGUACAAGAGUUGAGUGCCAUUGGACAGAUCCGGGACUUGCCACCUGCAGCCGAUAGUUCUCCCUCCUUUUCGUUUUCUGGGCGAGACUCCUCAUUCAGUGAUGUGCCAAGGUCUCCAAAGCAGACACGCCGGGUAUCCCUUUCUUCACCAAAGCAGCCAGCGUCACCAAGUCAUUCAGUUACUGACUCACUAUUACAUGGUGAUUCCAGACCAAGGUAAGUAAGCAUACAACUCUGUAUCUUAUCCUUUUUUCCAGACUUUCU